GAAAACGGGCGUUGCGCUGCCAGAACCUGCUUGUAUUCACAGGAAGGCUAAGAGGACAUCUCAUGAACUUUUGACCCAGCGAAUGUCGAAAAGACAGACGAAAAGAAGUUCAGCAAUCUUGCAGACAACUAUCUCCACUAUUUGGACCCGGACCAGAGAAAACUAAUGGUGUCGUGCUGUACCUCGCAUGAAGUUCUGUCCCGUUACUAAUCUUCACCGAUCCACGAAACAGCUCAGUCUUAACACAGAGUGGCAGCUGCCUUUGCACGAAGAGAGAUCAUGAGCUUUCAAUUAAUGUUAACUUCUAUGUUGUUUCUUGCUGAACUACAAAAAGCAAAUGGUGCAGCUUCGUAUACAGGUAAAAACAGCUUCCAUCGUUGGUCUGAUGCGGUGACGAAUUGUAAAAGAAAUGGUGGCGGAUUCCUCGCCAAAAUCAAAAGCUCAGCUGAACUUCAAAAGGCAAGAACUGCAUUCUUACAAUACCAAGACCCUAAGGAAUACUGGAUCGGUAUCAAAUAUGAUACAACGAAAGGUGACUUUGUUUGGGGCGAUGGAACUUUAGUGACCGCAACUACAGCCUUUGAAACAAUUGUCAAUAGAGUUGAACAACAAUCGGACACUGAUAAACGGUGCUUGUAUCUUAGUACACAAGAUGUACUAGUAGCAGCUGAUUGUGAAGCACAUAAAAAGUAUAUUUGUCAAGUUGGUGAAACAGCAGAUCCAGUUGAAACAACAGCGGCAACCACAGCAGUUCCAAAAACCACAACAGCAGCAAAACCAACAACAACGACGACGAUACCAACAACGACAACAAAUAUAAAGGCAAGAAUUGGGUCCUCUUUACCUCUGACUUCCAUGUCGUCGUUAUUACCUGUUUCAUCACGUUCAGUUUCUCUAACACCAUUGCUGCAAAGUACAUAUUUAUCUGUCUCAUCAACGAACCUGCUGUCAUCGAGUUUGGCCCUUACACCUUCAAAGACCCUCCCUACCAUCACCGCUAUUACCGCUUCUCACACACCAAGUUUGGUUGAGGAAUAUGCCAAUGAAAUAGAACAGCUCAACGCUAGUGAGCCUUCGUCUCUAGAGAAUGCUGUAAAUCUCACCUCUACGCUUGUUAGAAAGGCAAGCACUGCAGACAGCAAAGUCAAUAUUCUUGUUAGCUUUGAGAAACUGGAAGUCUUUGCUAUGAAUUAUGCUAGCCUUCACUUGACGCCCCAAAAUGGUUCUGAGAGAGAAAUUUCAAUUGAGCAGAAAGAAUUAGGUAUGUCAGUGAUGAGAGUUUCUGCUGAUCACAAAAGUGGUGUCGUAUUCCCGUCCCAUGCUAAUACUUUUAACGAGAGCUUCAUUCAAGAAGAGAAGGGAGCCAUUACGCUUUCUGCUAGCAUGUUUAAUCAAGACCGAUACGUUGUCUGUGCGUUGUACAAAAACGCCGCCGACUUAAUGCCUGAAGGAGCAAAUAAUGUCAAUAACAGAAAGAAGUCCACCAUACGCACUCGGAUCAUAUCAUGUACAGUAAAACCAGAGGUUCGAGGCAACUUUGAAGAGGACGUCGUAAUUAACCUUACUAACACCAAGGAUAACUUAACAGCCACACAGACGAGCUGUGUAUUUUGGAAUUUUUCGAUAAGCACAAAGUUUGACGGUGCUUGGUCCCAAAAGGGUUGUAAACUGGUUCAGGAAACCAAAGAGCGGACUACCUGCAGUUGUAAUCAUCUGACGAAUUUCGCUGUCUUAAUGGAAGUGGGUGAGACAAAGAUCUCUGACGAUCACAAAUUUGCACUAACGUUGGUGACCUACAUUGGACUUUCACUGUCUUUGAUUGGCGAGACUAUCACCAUUUUGGUCUAUUUAGUUCUUAUGAAUCUGAAAUCCUCUCAGUCCCAUAUCCGGUUGAAUUUGGUAAUGUGCUUGGUUAUCGCCCAGUUAGUUUUUAUGACUGGUAUCCAAGCCACUCAAAUGAAGACGUUGUGCGCGAUUGUCGCGAUAACAAUAAAUUACUUCUACCUUGUUGCUUUCGCUUGGAUGGUUACGGAAGGAGUCAUGCUCUAUUUAAAAGUUGUCAAAGUCUUCAAUGUUGACACAAGUACAAAGAUCUUCUAUGCCCUCGCUUGGGGUGUUCCAACGUUGGUGGUAGCUAGUGCACUUGGUAUAACUGUUAUCCUCGAUGGAAGCACGGAUAACAGUAUGCGUGAUGACGUCUGUUGGUUUGCAUUUUCUUCUGGUUUCAUGUGGGCUUUUGUUGGAUCGGUACUUCUUGCAUGUUUGGUAAGUAAAAUAUGCACUGUGUCUAUUAGAAUUCAUUCAUUAACAGUAAAAGGUUGAACCUUGAUCUUCUGAUCGUCGCAUUCAAAUGAUGAACGCCAUGAUGGAUUUAUUUGAAUGGCCACAAACCAGGGUUUUACUAGAUUAAAAACCCGCAGAGUCAAAAGAGGAACCCAGUGCGUGCUAUGUAGCUUCCACACCAUCUUUUUUUCUUUAAGCACAUGUACCCACUACAAUAAAGUAAAAGAGGUAAGUUUCUAGAGAAUCUGUGGUGCCGCGUCAGUGACGUGGGGGUUAUUGCAAGUAUUUUAUUUCAUCAACUUAGUUUAUAAAG
This is a messenger RNA of Pocillopora damicornis (cauliflower coral), 2596 nucleotides long. Its product is annotated as adhesion G protein-coupled receptor L3. Gene Ontology annotation, molecular function: G protein-coupled receptor activity. Gene Ontology annotation, cellular component: plasma membrane. NCBI's taxonomy places the organism in Eukaryota, Metazoa, Cnidaria, Anthozoa, Scleractinia, Pocilloporidae. The record is from RefSeq and is a predicted model, not a curated record. Gene Ontology annotation, biological process: G protein-coupled receptor signaling pathway; cell surface receptor signaling pathway.